CUUCUUUGGGCUGCUGGGUCGCUGGGUUCGAGGUUAGUUUCUCGGCAGGCGUGCGGGUAUGUUGCUGCGGCCGGUGCGGUUCGUCUGCUCCGACGGGUGUUCUGUGCGCGGGUGUCGGUGAACCUGCCGCGCUCCCUCCGGAUGUGCCUCGUCGGAGAGUGCCCCGACCGACCGAGCGACCAGUGCACAAGCCGGAUUAAGUGGCUGCUGCUCGGAUAAGUGGUCGUCACCAAGUGGCGCACCCGUGCCGGCGCCAUGUCGCCGUUCGAGGACCAGUACGGCACGUCCAAGGCCGGGGGUCAUCCGGACCCCAGAGGAGUGCCGUCGUCUGCUGCCGAAUCUUCGCUAUCGUCCGCUACGUCGUUCGAGGGUGGAGAACGAGUGCGCUGGGAAUAUCACAAUGUGUCCCUGGCUAGGGUCCCCGGCUACGGGUUUGGGAUAGCGGUGAGUGGCGGCCGAGACAACCCUCAUUUUGUCAACGGAGAGCCAUCCAUCGCCAUCUCGGACGUGCUCAGGGCCGGGCCUGCCGAAGGAAAGCUCCAGAUCAACGACCGUGUGAUCAGUGCCAAUGGUUUGCCGCUGGAGAACGUCGACUAUGCCACGGCUGUCCAAGUCCUAAGGGAGUGUGGAAACUCCGUCAACCUGGUCAUCAGGCGCCGUGUGGUGCUUCCCUCCUCUGGUCUGGAACCCCAGACGCUCAGGGUCACACUUACCAAGGCCAAGAAGAAAGACGACUAUGGCAUUGUGCUGGGCUGCCGCAUCUACGUCAAGGAGGUCUCCAACAAGUCAGUGGCCGAAAAGGACGGGGGCGUGCAGGAGGGAGACGUCGUCCUCAAGAUCAACGGCAGCCCGGCGGAGGGGCUGACCCUGAAGGAGGCUCGCAAGCUGCUGGAGGGCAGCAAGGAGCGCCUGCAGCUGGUGCUCAGGAGGGAGGGGCGCUCCUCCGGCGGCCAUCCGGGCACCGACCAGACGGCGCGCUGGUCCUCGGGACACCAGUUCGACGCCAACCAUAAGGAUGCCAGCCCCAACUUUGUGGACGUCACGGGUGCCAGGCCCCACUGGUCCAACCAGAACCUGUAUGUCCAGCCGCCCACGAGAGGAGACUACCGGCCUCCCCCGCCCCCCGAGCGAGCGGACGAGAAGAACAACCUGUCCCGAGGCCAGGCCGGGCGUAACCGUGGCCCGCUCUUGGACAUCUCCCUCAGCCAACUGGACCAGCCCGUGGGCCAGCCGCCCGGUCGGGACGCGGACGGCACCCCGCCCAGGCCGCCUCCCCCGAGAGUCAACGAGUACGGGUCCCGGCGAGACAAGUUUGACGAGGACCCCCUGGCGAGGCGAGGCAAGGCACCGGCGUGCGACCCCCGCUACGUGAGCUUCCAGAAGGAGGGGGGCAGUGUGGGCAUCCGGCUGACAGGGGGCAACCGGGUGGGCAUCUUUGUCACGGCCGUGCAGCCGGGCAGCCCUGCCUCUCUUCAAGGCCUGCAGGCGGGGGACAAGAUCCUUAAGGUGAACAACCUUGACACGCGCGGUAUGACCCGCGAGGAAGCGGUACUGCUGCUGCUCAACCUCCAGGACCAGGUGCACCUGGUGGCACAGUACUGCAGGGACGAAUACGACGAAAUAGUGGCCAGCCAGAAAGGCGAUUCCUUCUACAUCAGGACGCACUUCAGCUACGAGUCUGGGGGCAAGGGGGAGCUGAGCUUCCAUGUGGGGGAGGUGUUCCGGGUGGUGGACACCCUGCACAACGGCACCGUAGGCUCCUGGCUCGUCUUCCGCCUGGGCCGCAACCACCAGGAGAUCCAGAAGGGGGUCAUCCCCAACCGGGCCAGGGCAGAGGAGCUGUCCCAGGCACAGCAGAGCCAGGCCAAAAAGGAAGCGUCUGCCGAGAGCAGCCGGGGCAGCUUCUUCAAGCGCCGCAGUGCCCGCAGGGCCAAGGCGCUCUGCAAGGACCACUGGGAGGACGUCCUGUGCGACGGCCUGUCCAAGUUCCCCGCCUACGAGAGGGUCACCCUCAAACACCCCGGUUUCAUCCGUCCCGUGGUGCUGUUUGGCCCAAUGGCAGACGUGGCUAGGGACAAGCUGCUGAGGGACUAUCCGGACAAGUAUGCCUCGCCACAGCUGGACGGCCACCUGGAGGAGCUUCCCAAGAGCCAGAAGGCGUCGGGCAUCAUCCGGCUCAGUGCCAUCAAGGAGAUUAUAGACAAGAGCAAGCACGCCCUGCUGGACAUCACCCCGAGCGCCGUGGACCGUCUCAACUAUGCCCAGUUCUACCCCGUGGUGGUGUUCAUGCGGGCGGAGAGCAAGCACACGGUCAAGGAGCUGCGGUCGCGGCUGGCACGCACCCCGCACCACAAGAGCGCCCGCAAGCUUUACGACCGGGCACUCAAGCUGGAACGCCUCUGGGGACACAUCUUCACCUCGACGGUGACCCUGACCAGUGCGGACAUGUGGUACAAGAAGCUGAGGGAGACCAUCGAGAAGCAGCAGCAACUCAGCAUCUGGGUCUCGGAGAGCAAGCCGGAAGAGGCCAUCUCUGAUGACUUCCUGUUCCCGAUGACGUCGCGGCUGAGCUACGCGUCGUCCCCGGAGAGCGACCUGGACCUGGCCUGCCCCUCGGAAGGUCGGGCCCUGGGGCCCGAGGACCGGCGCCUCAUGCGUGCCUCCAGCGACCCCAGCGUGGCCACACAGGAGGACGCCUUUGCGGCGCCCCCGCAGCAGCCCCAGCCCGCCCCGCCCCCCUACUCCAGCGCCUCCCCGGGCUCUUCCACAGUCCUACUGCGUGCCCCGAGACCUGAACAAGGCUUGCAUUCCCACCAGAGCAGUCAGGACUAUGGAAGCAGCAAGCGCAACACGUUGACCUCGGAGCAGAGGUACCAGGUGCCAGCAUACUCCGGCCACGAACCUCCCUCCUCCGGCGGCGGGGGACGCCCCGUGGACCAGCAGUACUACGGGCACCUCAACGGCCACGCGGAGGGCUAUCCCUCGGAAGAGCAGUUCCCUCCCGGCACGGGCAGCAGGCUUCACGGCGACCCCCAAGACACGUACGGCAGCAAGCCCCGUCUACUCCCGGAGCCCCCUCCUCAGGUGGACCGGGGGAGCAAGCCACCGCGCUUCUCGAGGAGCGCCCAGGAGCGCCUCUUCGGCUCUCCAGGCCGCGGGGGCGGAGAGCCACCGCCUCAGGGACUGAGCCCAGACUACAUCAACACGGGCAGCCCCCCCAAGUCGGGCUCUUUGGACAGGCCCAACGGGAGGCCCAUGCCCGGCUACGACAGUUCGUCGUACAGCAGCGACUCGUACGGGCGCUACGCCGGCCUUCAUCAGCAGCCGCACCCCACGGCGAACCCCCACGACCCGUACCGCUUCACCCGCAGCACCGCACAGCCCCCCCACGGGGCACGGCCCCCCCCGGGAAGGGGGGGUCCGGCCCCCCUCCACUCGCCCCCCAGGACCGCUCCAGACCGCCAGGCGCCACAGUCACCACCCAAGCCACCCGGCUACCAGCCACGGCUGUCGGACGGACGGCCCGUGCCCCCGCCCAAGCCCGCCCACUACCGGCCGAGGCCGUGGUCCGGCGGGGAGGAGCCCGGGCCGCCCCCGUACUCGUCUCGCGAGGGCAGCAACGGCUACGCGCCCCGGCCGCCCCCGGCGCCCCCCUCGCAGCACCAGCCCAACGGGGGCCCCUACCUCAACCUGCCCCACCCGCCCCGGGCGGGGGUGCCCCCCGCGGGCCUGCUCGACCUGUCCAACCGGGAGCACCGGGGCAGCGCCUUCGAGCUCUACCGCAAGCCCGAGCCCAGGGUGGCUCCCGGCCACGCCCCCUACGGCCCCGCCCACGUGGCGCACGGGGGCCUGCCCGAAUACGCCAACAUCGGCUGCCCGGAGGAGGCGCCCGCCCAGGAGUGCCCCCCCGGCGGAGAGGUGGUGGCCACGGCCAGCGGCGUUUUCGGGGCCGCAGGGGGCUGCCUCAGCUCCCCGGAGACCGGCGUGAGCAUUGUGGUGCCCCAGGGGGCCAUCCCGGAGGGCGUCUCCCAGGAGAUCUUCUUCAAGGUGUGCCGGGACAGCAGCAUGCUGCCCCCGCUCGACAGGGACAAAGGGGAGACACUGCUGAGCCCCCUGGUGAUGUGCGGCCCCCAUGGGCUCAAGUUCCGGCUGCCCGUGGAGCUGAGGCUACCCCACUGUGCCGCCCUCAACCCGGAGAGCUGGUCCUUCGCGCUCAAGUCCAGCGACACGCCCGACGGAAAACCAGCAGAAUGGCAAAAUGUGUCGCUCGACAACAUGGAAGGAGUCAUGUCAAGCCACGUGGAGGAGAACUAUGUGUCUGUCCUAGUGGACCACUUUUAGCGUAAACCAAAGAAAAAAUGCUCGGCCAGAGGACCAAGGCACACAACCACGACGCCAUGCCAGCAGCUGGCCCAGGAUAAGGAAACCUGACUUAUCAUCUUGCAUGCAAAGGAGGGCCCAAUAUUUAUUAAUGGCUUUGUUUGACAUUGUGCCUCAGAGUGUGUGCUCCCAGGAUGACCAAUGACAAUUUAUGCAGUGCCUCAUAAAUAAAUGCCUUCUGUAGUAUAGAAAGACAAACCUAUUUUUGUAGGUCUCUAUGAGGCAUCGUAAGGCACAGAACAAACUUAAAAACAUUUACAUACCAUUUUUUUUUACUGUUUGAGAGGGGAUUUACACGUGAGCUGUGCAAUUAAGUUCAAGUUAUUUUUGUGUGUGAUUACUCAGUUACAAUUGAUGCCUUUGUUGUGUCAAAUGCAAUAAAAAAUGUGACCACUUCA
Molecule: messenger RNA, 4778 nt
Organism: Ixodes scapularis (black-legged tick)
Lineage: Eukaryota; Metazoa; Arthropoda; Arachnida; Ixodida; Ixodidae
Gene: pyd
Product: tight junction protein ZO-1
Exons: 32
Coding region: 256-4341 (1361 amino acids)
Biological process (GO): cell-cell junction organization; cell-cell adhesion; protein localization to cell-cell junction
Cellular component (GO): bicellular tight junction; plasma membrane
Molecular function (GO): cell adhesion molecule binding
Source: RefSeq, a predicted model, not a curated record